Messenger RNA from Balaenoptera musculus (blue whale), 621 nucleotides. Its product is annotated as TIP41-like protein. The record is from RefSeq and is a predicted model, not a curated record. NCBI's taxonomy places the organism in Eukaryota, Metazoa, Chordata, Mammalia, Artiodactyla, Balaenopteridae. Gene Ontology annotation, cellular component: cytosol. Gene Ontology annotation, biological process: TOR signaling.
AUGAGCCACGGCUUCCAGAGCAGCCACCAGGACUUGUCCUUCGGGCCCUGGAAGCUGACGGCGUCCAAGACCCGCAUCAUGAAGUCAGCGGAUGUGGAGAAGUUAGCUGAUGAAUUGCAUAUGCCAUCUCUCCCUGAAAUGAUGUUUGGAGACAACGUUUUAAGAAUCCAACAUGGCUCUGGCUUUGGGAUUGAGUUCAAUACUACAGAUGCAUUAAGAUGUGUGAACAACUACCAAGGAAUGCUUAAAGUAGCUGAAGAGUGGCAGGAAAGCAGGACGGAGGGUGAGUGCUCUCAGGAGGUUAUUAAACCGUAUGAUUGGACCUAUACAACAGAUUAUAAGGGAACGUUACUUGGAGAAUCACUUAAGCUAAAGGUUGUACCUACAACAGAUCAUAUAUAUACAGAGAAAUUGAAAGCCAGAGAACAGAUUAAGUUUUUUGAAGAAGUUCUCCUGUUUGAGGAUGAACUUCAUGAUCAUGGAGUUUCAAGACUGAGUGUGAAAAUUAGAGUAAUGCCUUCUAGCUUUUUCUUGCCGUGGCGGUUUUUCUUGAGAAUUGAUGGGGUGCUUAUUAGGAUGAAUGACACAAGACUUUACCAUGAGGUAUCUAUUCUCAUUUAA